Molecule: messenger RNA, 1331 nt
Organism: Danio rerio (zebrafish)
Lineage: Eukaryota; Metazoa; Chordata; Actinopteri; Cypriniformes; Danionidae
Gene: palm2akap2
Product: PALM2 and AKAP2 fusion
Biological process (GO): regulation of cell shape
Cellular component (GO): plasma membrane; membrane
Source: RefSeq, marked validated
GCUUACUUCAGAGGACCAGGGCAUAGUGUGUGUGAUAACUAGCUCACCUACUGCCCAACACACGCAACCACACUUGGGAUUACCAAUCUCACGGUUACUGAGAAUUCUGCCUUUGUUUUUCCAGGAUGGCUGAAGCUGAACUUCACAAGGAAAGGCUCCAAGCCCUUGCGGAAAAACGAAAAAGACAAGCUGAGAUCGAGGACAAAAGAAGACAGCUCGAUGAACUUGUUCUUCAACUUCAACAUUUCAAGUCUAAAGCCAUGAGGGAGAGAUGGCUUCUUCAGGGGACACCAGCGGCGCUACAAGAGGAAGACGAAGACCGCAGGAAACAGGUUGAGCAAGAUGAACUUCACAUCAAAAGGCUAGAGGAUACCAUUCACAGAUUGGAAUCAGAAAUCUGUCAUUUGGAGAAUGAAGAAUUACAGAUCUCAGCUAAAGAGCAGGUUCUCCGAGAGCGACUGCGGGAAACAGAGAGAUCCAUUGAAGAUCUGCAGAAGAGUCUUCAGAAUCAAGAUGGAGAUGCGGUGAAUUACAACUGCUCGCAGAUCCCUGGUCUCCCAGAACUGAACUCCCAAACUCCAGUCUCAGCUUCAGGGGAUCAUCAGCCGCCAAGAAAACCUGCAUUAUACGCCAUGGAGAUCAAUGUGGAGAAGGACCGGAAAACGGGUGCCACCAAGAUCCUCUCAGCCUCGGCCGUCAGCCCGCAGGACGCUCACCAGAGGGGCGUCAAGGUCUACGACGAUGGCCGAAAAGUGAUCUACGAGGUGCGUUCUGGGGGAUCGACUACAAUGGAGAACGGCACGCAUGCCUGGAGUCCCGGAGAGAUGAACCAACUCAUGCAACAAGUCGGCGGGAAGCAACAACCAAGUGACGGAGCACGGGUGACCGUCACGCCAGCGGAGCCACAGCAAACAGGAGGACAGCUGAGCGCCAAAGAGCCCAAGCAGGACAAGAAACAAAACCAUAGCAAAGGCUACGAGGGGGAGGUCACGGAGACUCCGAAGGCCUCCGCUGACAAACCCGUCACCAUGAUCUUCAUGGGAUACCACAGCAUUGAAGACGAAGAGGAGUCCAAGAAGCUGCUAGGCUUUGAUGGCACCAUCAAGGCCGAGAUUGUCCUUAUCGACGAGGAUGAUGAGAAAUCUCUGCGGGAGAAGACGGUCACUGAUAUCUCCACCAUCGACGGCAAUGCAGCAGACCUGGUGUCGGGACGGCCUUUGUCCGACACCACUGAACUGUCCUCAGAAGGCAAAGAGGAAAGCUCGACCAAGGAACUGCCAUCUACAGGUAUUGAAAAGAAAAAACGCUGCCAGUGCUGUGCUGUCAUGUGA